UAUAUUUUUACUUGCAUUUUUAAAUUUUGUUUUCACGCUUGUUAUUUUUUAAUCCGUGACUGCAAUACUUUACACGGGAAUCUGAUCCCAUACCAGCUGCACCUUAGUUUGAUUUAAUCCACCAGUACACUGCUAAAAUACAUGUAAUACAUUUCUAAUUACAUUACAAUUACAUAGUAUUACACAAACAUAAGCUACUUAAAAUGAAGUGGAUCAAGACUGUACUUAAGUGUACAAGUAGCUGUGUAGCAGACUCGGUCUGUAUGUGUAACAGUAGCUGCCUAUUACAUCUACAUAAUUACAAACUGUAAUUACAGGCUGUUCCAUAACUUAGUUACAUGGUAAGUACAUUUUGUUUCAUGCAAGUACAACUUGCAUGAAAUUUGUCGAGUUUUUCGUCAGGAGUCUUUUUUAAUUAUAUGUCAAAUAACCAAAAAAAAAAAAAAAAAAAAAAAUGAUAUGAUGUCAUUACGUUGCUGUCUUGCUGCCAGCCAGACAUUUUAAUCAAAUCUGCUAAUUCGUUUGAAGAACCAAAUUAGCCAGAGAUCAGUUAUCACAAUUAGAAGAUCUGGCAUCUUUCAAAUCAUCUCAGAUGUAUUAAGCAAUCGAGGUACGAAGAAUGGACCCCUGGUUACCCGUGCUUUGUUUUUAAAGACUCUUUAUUGGAUUCUCGUUUGUGUACUCUAUCUGUCCUUCAGCAACACUUUGUAACACAUAUCAGAUGAGGAAACUCAGGUGUUUAGGUGAAUGCUGUUAUUUACUGUGAUAUAGUAGUCAAUUAAUUCUGUCCAUUAAAGGAGUCAUUUAAUAUUCAUUAUGCCAUAUGAAUUGCUCUGUAAAUGGCAGAUAAAAACUUAGGUGGUUACAAACUAACCAACACAAAGUCUACCCACUCUGCAAUAAUUACGUAGAAUGAACAUUUGGUUUCUUUUUUCUUACAAGAUCAAACCAGAACUGUUGAAGACAACAUGGACAACACAACCACAGAAGAAAACAGAGAGAGAGACAGGGCCAAAACAGCCAAAGACCUUGGAACAAGAAGAAAAGAACAGAAAAAAGAAGUAGAGGAACUUUUUCACAGACUUCAACUUGAAGCCAAGUGCAACUAUAAACUGAGAGCUUCAGAUGUUCUUCAGAUAACUGCACAUUCAUUGCAGUCCCAUGGGUCUUGCACUGAGGAAGAACUGGUUUACAUGUUUUUACAAAAACUACUGAUGAUGAACUAUAAAGCCAGAAGUAUAACUGUUACAGAAACCACUAAGCAUCACAAUGAAAAACAACAAAAGGCCAAACAAUCAUCUGCAGCCAGUGUUGAUGUGUUUAGUGAACUUUUUGGAAGUCCAUCUUUGUCUGAUGAAAGUAAGAGCAACACAGACCCUGUUCACCCGAUGGAUGUUCAGAUGGCUGUGUUUCAUUGUGCUGAUGGUUUCCUGAAGCAGCUGAUGGUCACUAAACUGUCUCAGUGCCGAUACGCUCUGCCUCUGCUUGUUCCUGAUCCAUUCACACAACAGAUCGAGUUUCCUCUCUGGACAUUCAGAGAAAUUAACCAGAGCUGGAAGAUGAAAAACAACAACUAUGAAACCAUCAGUCAAACCCAGCCGGUCUGGAAGGCAGAAACUCCGAUGGUGUUUUUCUUCAGGUUUGGCUCGUCUUCAUCCAAGUCUCAGCUGAUGAACAGUCUGAUCAAUGAGAAACACCACACGUUCUUCCACAGAAACUGUCCAGGCAGCAGCAGAACCAGAGUCCUGAUGGACGGAGUGGUGGAGAUCGCCUGGUUCUGCCCUUCUGGGACACAUGAUGAUAAAUUCACAGACCGUGUUGCCUUCUGUAAUCUACACGGUGAUGCAGGAGAACAUGAGAAACAGCUGGAUAUACUGACUGAAAUGGCCUCAAUCAAUGUUGUUAUUUUACCACAACUGGACAGGAAUGACAAAAGAAUGACAAAAAUACAAAACCUUUACAAGGACCCAAAGCCACUGAUUUGCCUUCUUCCCGAGAAUGAUUUAGCUCUCACUGAGCAAAGGAAUAGAAAAUAUAAAAUUGGUUUGAAAGACAGAGGUCAGGCAAAUAUAUCUGAAGAUCUCAGAGAAGCCAUUAGAAAUUGUCUCUCAGAAUCUGCUUCCACUUUCAGACUUGAAGAUGUGUCCAAACACUCAGACAUCAGAGUAGAUGAGAAAGAUGAUGAUGACUGCAGGAGAGGAAAGGAGGCAGCACAACAAAUGAUAGGUUUACUAGAGAAGGAAGAGCUGACAAAAGCCAAAGACUCAUUUCUGCCCUGUCAGGGCGAACUGUGGCAUCAGUGGUGUAAGAUGAAUAAAGAGAUAAAUCGACCUCAAGGGAACCCAGAAAUGGAAAUUAGUAAAAAAAAAGUUGAGAUGAUGAAAAUCCGUGAACAGCAGCAUAAAUGUGACAUCAGUGAGUUUAUAAAUUUAUUCAUGAAACAAAUGAACUCACACGUCAAUACGUCAAUGUUUACGUCAAUGUUUUUUCUUAAAUGGCUCAGAAUCCUCCUGGAUGAAUAUACCUCAGCUGAUGUGUCUGAUCUACAUCACGAGUAUGACAAACUGUGGGCAGAAGUCUCAAAACUAAGUAAAAGCAGUAAUAAAUCUGCAGAACUGUUGCCUAAACAAACAGAACUUGUGGAAUUAUCUAAGAAACUUCAAGAUGCAACCUUUGGCUUGGAGCACAUCAUGAGAGAGAUCGGUCAGAUCUAUGAAUCAUGUUCAUCUGUGAAGAAGAAUAAGAAAGACGUGAAGUUUGACUUCUCUUUUCUCCCGAGUCUCGCAGCACAGAUGAUGAUUUCUGGAUUUCCACUGGAGCUGAUGGAUGGAGAUGCUGCUCAUGUUCCUGUGAUCUGGAUCUCUGCUGUUCUAGAUCAACUCAUCCAGAAACUGGGAGACCAGAGAGUCUUUGUUCUGUCGGUUUUAGGGCUUCAGAGCUCUGGGAAAUCCACCAUGCUGAACGCCAUGUUUGGGCUCCAGUUUGCGGUCAGCGCUGGCAGGUGCACCAGAGGAGCCUUCAUGCAGCUGAUCAGAGUCUCAGACGAGAUGAAAACACAGUUGCACUUUGACUAUAUUCUGGUUGUUGAUACUGAGGGUCUUCGUGCUCCAGAACUCGCUGGAAGUUCAACAAGAGAUCAUGACAAUGAAUUGGCCACAUUUGUUGUUGGUCUUGGAAAUAUGACACUGAUCAACAUCUUUGGAGAAAACCCAUCUGAGAUGCAGGACAUUCUUCAGAUUGUGGUUCAAGCCUUCAUGAGGAUGAAGAAGGUCAGACUGAGUCCCAGCUGUGUGUUUGUGCAUCAAAACGUUGCAGACGUCACAGCUGGAGAGAAAAACAUGGAGGGAAGGAGACGACUGCAGGAGACACUGGAUAAGAUGACAAAACUCGCUGCUGAAGAUGAAGUCUGUGAUGCAGAACGUUUCAGUGACGUCAUCAGAUUUGAUGUACAGAAGGAUGUGAAGUAUUUUGCUCAGCUCUGGGAAGGCAGCCCACCCAUGGCCCCAUCAAACACCUCAUAUUGUGAAAAUGUUCAAAACCUUAAGGAAACUAUUCUUUCUCAUGUCUCAAAAUCAAACGGCAUGAUGUUGACAGACAUAAAUACUCACAUUAAAAAUCUCUGGGAGGCUUUGCUGAAGGAACGGUUUGUGUUCAGUUUCAAAAAUGCCCUGGAGAUCGCCGCUUAUAGGAGAUUGGAGACAGAAUAUAGUAAGUGGACCUGGAGUCUUCGGAAGACCAUGCUGGAAACUGAAAACAAACUACAGAACCAAAUAGAAAAUGGAGCAAUCGAUGUGGUUGAGGAAACAGAUCUUCAAAAAGAGCUAGAAAAACUCAAAAGUACAGAAGUGAAAAGAUCUAUGUCAGAAUUAUUUGAGAAAGACCCCAAUGCCAGUAUACUGAUUCAGUGGAAAACGUCUUUUGAAAUAAAAAUCUCAGACUUACAGGAAAACAUUAUUAGGGAAACACAGAGGAAACUGAAUGAAGUGCUUCAGCAGCGAGUCCUGAAGCAAAGGAUUGAUUCUCAGAAGACACAAAAUGAAAACGCUCUCCUUCAGAAGGCCAAAAAUCUUGCCUUAACUCUCAAAGACAAAGCAAAAGAUGAUAAGAUCCUGCAAAAUGAGUUUGAUAACUUUUGGGGAACCUGGUUGAAUGAGAUUAUCAGAAACACACCUCCAGUCCAAGACAUUGACAUUUCAAGAGAUCUGAGAGAUCUCCUCAGGGACAUCAGUGAAAGUUCCUCUGUACCAGAACACAGGACAGAAAGCACACAAUGUGAUGUCUUGGAGUUGUCAAGCUAUUCAGACUAUGUACAGGUUAAAAAAAACAAAAUUACACAACAAAUUACAAAUGUAUUUACAGGUACAAGGACUGAAUAUUCUAAAGAGGAUGACAACCAAAUAAGAAACUUACUUGCAGACAUAUUUCAACAAACAAACAAAAUGAUCAUGUCACAUAACAUUGCAAAGAUGGGCUACAACAAAAGCUACAUUCAAGAACUCAGUGGUUUCAUCAAGGCAAAAUUAAUAGACCAUGAGCAAAGACAACAGAAAUAUGUGUUCAAGAAACACUUCUUCAGUGACUUGGUACUUUCCAUAUGCAAGAGAGUACAAAAUACAUUCACUGAACAACACAAAAUCUUCAAGCAAGCCAAUGACCCUGUUCUCUAUUUUACAAGAAAAAGAGAAGAAUAUUACAGUAUUUUCCAGAAACACUGUCAGGGAGCAACAUCAGCUGCCAUUAUAGGAGAGAUCAUCUGUAACAAACUCAAAGAACCCAUUCAGCAGAGUGUCUACAAAAAAACUGCUCAAGAUUUGGCAGAUGAAAUGAAGACAAACUGUGAAUCACUGAAUGGAAACAGAUCUAAUCUGGAGAAACACAUCCUGAAGACACUGGCAGAAGAGGAGGAUUUUAAGGCAUACAUAACCUACAUUCAUAAUCCCAAAAAACACUUCAAGAGUUUCAUCAGAGAUGAAGUCAGUCGUUACAUAAAUGAUAACUUCAACAUCAGUGUUCUGCUCAAGAUGAAAGAUGAUUUAAGGCAGAAGGAGAAUCAGAUCAUAGAAGCAGUGCAGAGAGCAUCUGAAAAAGUUGAUGAAAACAGUGGAGAUGCUGAUCUGUGGUUCAUGAUUUUCAUGCUGAAUUUAUCAGAUGUGCUGAUAUUCUCUGAAAAGGACCUUAAAGGAGUGAGUUGUGAUGAUGUUGAUGUAAAACUUCUAGCAGAGGUAAUAAGAAAAGAACUUCCUUCUAUAAUAUCUGACAUAAGCAAUGAAUUCAGUACAGAACCUUUUCUACAGAAGCUGGAAUAUAAGGACAGGCCUGAUGAGAUUCUAAUUGAACACUUCUGUCAGUGCUGUUGGGUUCAGUGUCCGUUCUGUAACGCCGUCUGCACCCACACAGCAGAAGAUCAUGAUCCACAACCUCACAGUGUUCCUUUCCAUCGACCUGACGGACUGAAUGGGUGGCAUUAUAGAGGAACACAAACUCUGACUCCAGACUUUUGCACAACUUUAGUAGCAAGUACUAAGAGAUUUUAUCGAUCUAAAGGAUUGUUUCCAUAUAAAGAUUACAAAUCAGCAGGAGGUGUUUAUGCUGAAUGGAGCAUCACCCCUGACCUCACUGAGCUGCCGUAUUGGAAGUGGUUUGUCUGCAGAUUCCAGAAAGAGCUGGAAAAUCACUACAAUAAAACAUUUCAGAAUGAGGGUGAGAUCCCAGAUGAAUGGAGAGACCACACAAAACAGGAUGCUAUUGAGAGUUUGGACAAAUACUUCUGAACAAGCAUAAUGAACAAUGAGUGAAAAAAAAUGAAUUAUUAUUUUUUUAAUUCUUUGAUUUAAGUCGUUAUGAAUAUUAUUUUAGUUUAAGAAUACCUUUGAAGAAAAAGGUAGACUGUUAGUGUUAGGUUAUAAAAGUUAUAAAGCUUUUUUAAAAAGUUUGAUCUAUCUACUCUACAAGAUAAAAACACUUUACUAAUCAUUAAAUGCAACUAAUCACUUCUUUAUAAUAUGGAGUUCUGAAUUUUUGCUUUUGAUAACAAUUGAAAUUGUUUUUACAUGUUUAUAUGAAACUUGAAGAGGAUCUUUUUAUCUCAUUGUUAUUAGCAACAAUUAUUUCCUACAUAUAUACAAAAUACUUAUGUUUGACAAAAUGUGUCAAAAACUGCAGUAAAUGAGUCAUUUGAAAUGAAUUAUUUUAAAUUCUGCUAUUAAUUACAUUCAGUACAGGUCUGAUAGUUUCUGAUUAUGAUUUAUUUUGCCACUUUCACUGAUAUUAACAGAUGUGUGAUCUAUGAGAUUAAAGAAAACAACCCUGUCUCGUUUGCCUUAAAAUGUCUUAAAAUUAUGUAAAUUCUGAAUAAAGAUAAAAUUCAAAUUCUU
Onychostoma macrolepis is the source of this 6374-nucleotide messenger RNA. Its product is annotated as interferon-induced very large GTPase 1-like. Gene Ontology annotation, molecular function: GTP binding. The record is from RefSeq and is a predicted model, not a curated record. Lineage: Eukaryota; Metazoa; Chordata; Actinopteri; Cypriniformes; Cyprinidae.